Molecule: messenger RNA, 1467 nt
Organism: Oryzias latipes (Japanese medaka)
Lineage: Eukaryota; Metazoa; Chordata; Actinopteri; Beloniformes; Adrianichthyidae
Source: RefSeq, a predicted model, not a curated record
AAAACAUUGUUACAUAAAAUAGAAGUCAUCCAAAAUCAGGCAUUGAAAAUUUGCACUGGGGCUAUGAGGUCAACUCCUGCUGUGUCAUUACAAGUUGAAAUGGGGGAGCUACCAUUGAAACUAAGAAUUAAACAGCUGAUGCUUAACUAUUGGGUGAAAAUACAGGGUUGUGUAGGUGUAGAGAACAUGGUUAGGAGGGCUAUUGAUCCUUGUUGGGAAAGUGAUAAUGGGACAAAUGAAAGUGCUGCUUGGAAAUUAGCUAGGUUAGCGAGAAAAGCAAAUAUUCAUGGCAAAACCCUAGUUAAGACGUUUUUGUACCCGACCACUCCUUUCUGGAUUUUUCCAACUGCGCAAGUGGAUUUGUAUCUCCAUAGAACAAUGGAGGAUAGAAAAGGGAAGGGAAACUGGGAUGAGAUAACAGCAGACAGAUUAGACACAGUCCAUGCUUCAUUUAUACCCAUAUAUACAGAUGGAUCUAAAGACCCAGAAACAAUGCGAACUGGUUUUUCUUUCUGUAUCCCUACAUUGGACAAAUCUGUUGGAGUUAAGACGUCAAAGGAUCUUUCAGUUUUUACAGUUGAAAUGUUGGCAAUAUCAUAUAGUUUACACUGGCUAGAACAGAAAAGAAUUGGGGAUGGUAUAAUUUGUUCAGAUUCAUUGUCAGCUUUGAUGUCUCUGAAGUCAUACAAUUCUGAGAGCAGAUCAGAUAUUUUAUAUGAAAUUUAUGAGAGUUUGAUCAGGUUGGCAAACUUGAAAAUAAACAAUAGAUUCAUGUGGGUACCAGCACAUAGGGGGGUGGAGGGAAAUGAAAUGGCUGACUUCCUGGCAAAAAGGGCAUUGAAACGGGGAAUAGAGAUGGAAAUUCCAUUAGGUAGGACAGAAUUUAGGGCAAUUGUUAGGAGGCGUAUUAUGGAAGAAUGGCAGACACGAUGGGAAAGGGAGAGGAAAGGAAGACAUCUAUUUAGUAUUCAGGACAGAGUAGGGAGAGGUAUGAAUGUCAGAGUAAACACCAGAGAUAUCUGCAUAAUAUCACGGUUGAGGAUGGGACACACUGGUUUAAAUAAUACAUUGCAUCUGAUAGGGAAACAUCCAACUGGUUUGUGUGAGUGCGGGAGAGGGGAAGAGUCGGUGGAGCAUGUUCUAUGUCAGUGUGAACUGUAUAGGGAGGAAAGACGACAACUGGAAAGUAGGGUACGGAUGAUAGAGGGUGAGCAAAUGACUUUAAAGAAGCUUUUGGGAGGGGAGGAGAAUUUAAAUGGUGCAAUUAUAGGUUUUUUGAAAAGAACUAGGUUAUUGAGGAGAAUUUCGUUUUUUUUUUGUUUUUUUUUUUUAAUUUUAUUUUAUUUUAUUUUUUUUUAAGUUACAUUUGGUUAGGUAAUCCCCACUCUGACCCACACUCCAACACAGUAGGUGGCGGUAAUGCACCUUCACGUUAGUGCCUCCCGCCAAUAAAAUCACAAGAAGAAG